GUGUACAAUGAGCUCCGUCUGCAUCAACAGCUUUGUGACGUGGUCAUCAGAGUGGACGGCGUUGAAUUUCACGCGCACAAGGUCAUCCUCUGCAACUGCAGCCCGUACUUCAGAGCCCUCUUCACCCGCUGGUCGACCCCAGACUGUAGGGUCUUUGACAUUAACAAUGUGUCACCUGACAUGAUGGAGCUCAUCAUUGAGUUUGCCUACACUGACCUUGUUCCCGUGACACAAGAGAAUAUACAACAGCUUUUUAUAGCAGCAGACCAGUUCAAUGUAAAGGGCGUCCUACAAGUGUGCAGUGACUUCCUAGAGGAGCAGCUGGCCCCGCAGAACUGCAUCGGCAUCUGGUGGUUUUCAGAGGUGUACUACAGCCCCGUGCUGAGACACAAGGCCUAUCUCUUCAUCCUGAAUCACUUUGAGGAGGUUGCCGACACCUCAGAGGAGUUCCUGCUGCUUCAAGGGCAGACACUUGUCCAAAUCAUUGAGAAUGACCAACUCAUUGUGAAGAGGGAGAAGAAGGUGUUUGAGGCCAUCAUUCGCUGGAUCGCCUACGCACCUGAGCAACGUAAAGAAUACAUCUCUCUGCUGCUGUCCAAUGUCAGGCUGGCCUUGAUGAGUCCGGAAUACAUCAUGAACAACGUGGCUAACAAUGAACUGGUCAAGGCAAGUGAAGCGUGUUCAACAAUUCUCAUCAGGGCCAUGGAGACCAUGCUCGACAUCCAAACGAGGAUGUUCUCUGACCCUUUGGCCCGUCCACGACUGCCCCCUGCUAUCCUGUUGGCUGUUGGAGGCUGGCGUGGAGGGAGUACUGUCAAUGGCAUUGAGGCGUAUGAUGUCUGUACUGGCCGCUGGGUCAGUGUAGCUAACAAUAACGAGGUUCCUCUGGCCUACCAUGGCAUUGCCUUCCUCAAUGGAUCACUUUACUGUAUUGGUGGCUUGGACAUAGCUGAACGGUUCAACACCGUGGACAGGUUCGACCUGGGCACACGAACCUGGCAGGAGGUGGCGCCAAUGCAUUCGAGACGCUGCUAUGUUAGCGUGACUGUGAUGGACGGGUACAUCUACGCCAUAGGAGGUUAUGAUGGACGAGAUCGACUUGCAACUGCAGAACGCUAUGAGCCCAUUACCAACCAGUGGACGUUGAUUGCAGCCAUGAACGAGCGGAGGAGUGACGCCAGUUGCGCGACUCAAGAUGACUUAUUACCCUUUAAUGCUCUCCAGGUGUACAUUUGUGGUGGCUUCAAUGGGGCAGAGUGCCUGUCAACAGUUGAAUGUUACAACCCAGAGACUGACCAGUGGACACUGAUCGCCUCCAUGAGCAUCGAGCGCAGUGGAAUUGGGGUCGUGGCCUAUGCCAACCGCAUCUUUGCAGUUGGUGGUUUCUCUGGAACCACCCGUCUGCACACUGUGGAGGCCUACAAUCCCCAAACUGACACCUGGCAAGCUGUGCCCUCCAUGCUGAAACCCCGCAGCAACUUUGGCAUCGCAGUGAUCGAUGACCGCCUCUUUGUAGUCGGAGGCUUCAACGGCUUCACCACCACCCCCGAUGUCGAGUGCUAUGACGUCCAAGCUGGUGAAUGGUCUUUUGUCCACAACAUGAAGAUCUCACGUAGCGCCCUGGCCUGCUGUGUGGUGCACGGAGUCCCCAACAUGGCCGUAUACACUGCCUUUCAUCAUUCCCUUCAAUUCUCCCAUGAGGAGGAGGAUGGAGAGUGA
Molecule: messenger RNA, 1719 nt
Organism: Chelmon rostratus (copperband butterflyfish)
Lineage: Eukaryota; Metazoa; Chordata; Actinopteri; Chaetodontiformes; Chaetodontidae
Product: kelch-like protein 10
Exons: 5
Coding region: 181-1719 (512 amino acids)
Molecular function (GO): protein binding
Source: RefSeq, a predicted model, not a curated record